Molecule: messenger RNA, 2454 nt
Organism: Scomber japonicus (chub mackerel)
Lineage: Eukaryota; Metazoa; Chordata; Actinopteri; Scombriformes; Scombridae
Product: zinc finger protein ZFMSA12A-like
Exons: 7
Coding region: 147-2108 (653 amino acids)
Biological process (GO): negative regulation of transcription by RNA polymerase II
Molecular function (GO): DNA-binding transcription repressor activity, RNA polymerase II-specific
Source: RefSeq, a predicted model, not a curated record
GAAGUGGUCUCUAGCUGCAUUUAACAGCGAGGCGUUGAUUAAAAUCUCGUUUUUAUAGCUACUCACUGUAGGAGGAAGAAACGUUUUAAUUAGGAAACACUCCUCUGUGUCCACUCAGCUGUCACAGCUCUGUUCGGUGGAAUAAAAUGGAGGGUCCCCUGCCCAUGUCUGCACUGAGGCUGCUGGUUCCACCUCUGCGGGUGAUGUCAGCAGUUAUGUGGAAGGUGGUCCACCUGAGGAAUGUAAAUCAUUACGGGAAAGUGGAGGAGUUUGUGUCCUUAGUGACUGAAGCUAUCCCUGACAUCUUGACUAGCAGACAGAUGAGGCUUCUCACUCUGGGCUUAAGAGCGAAGAUGACUUUACAGAUGUUAGGUUCAGAACAGUCAGAGGAUCUCAAAAGUGUCAAAACACACUUGGACAACCUUUUGCCAACUAGCUCAAGACAGGCUGAUUCAGCAAAUGAAGCUCUUGAGGCCAACUUUGUUAGGUUUGUUCAAAGACUUUUGGAGGACCCUGAGGGAAGAGGACACUUCCUGAAGGAUGUGUUUCCUGUGAAGUACGGGCCUGACUUCGACAAAGCGCUGGAGACUGUGGUUUGUGAGUUCUUCACCAGACUGGACGCAAUGCUGCUUAUUCCAGACUUUAAACAGACCGCUAUGUGGAUCAGCGAUACACCUUCUGUGCCGGAGGAGUACAUGCAGUGUGUAUCCAAAGCAGAUGACUUCAAAGUGCUGCUCAGAGGCGUGAAGAAAAACGGAAAAUUGGCCAGGAUGAAUGCCAGUGCCCCCUCUCCAUCAGAGCAGCAGCUCUUGUCAUCUUUAUCCCUCACUCCUUUGUUGAGGGAGACCAACACAUCCCAUCAGACAGAGGAUGACUGCAGUCCAGAAAACUGUUCUCUGAGCACCACAGAUGUGGAUGUCAGCACAGUAACAUCUGAAAACCAUAAAGAAGGAGGCAGCGACAGUAUUCCUGAUGUUCACAGUGUUGAUUAUGAUAACCAGGCUUCUGCUACCUGCCAAGCUCCCUCUACAUCUGCUGAGAGCCUUGUGUUGUCCGGCUCUACCAUUGGCCCACCACGGCAGAGAGUUGCACACAAAUGCACUCAGUGUGGGAAGUGCUUCAUUUACCGUUACGAGCUCCUGGAGCAUCAGAGGCUCCACACCGGAGAAAAUCCUUACAAAUGCUCUCAAUGCGGAAAGGCCUUUAGGAGGACCUCUGAUCUAUCCACUCACAGACGGACACAAUGCACAAAAGCUGCUUAUAUUUGCAUCAAAUGUGGAAAUAGCUUUCAGUCCAUACAGGAGAAAUUCAGGCAUCAGUGUGUUCAUAAUGUACAAAAGUUUGACUGUUCUCAUUGUGGGAAAAGCUUUAAGAAAAUGUACUUGCUGGGUAAGCAUGAGCUGACUCACACCCAGAACCGGAUCUUUACAUGCAGACAGUGCGGGGAAGUGUACUCCACUAUGAGUGAGCUGAGAGCCCACCAGAAGAUUCAUCCUCCGGAGCUGUCCAAUCAGUGCAUGCAGUGUGGAAAGUUCUUCAGCUCCGUGGCGUGUUUGACAGCCCACGAGCUGCGCCACAGACAACAGAGAACACAGAUUUGUGCGCGCUGUGGCAAAGCUUUUAAGAACAAACACGACCUGAAUCUUCACAUGCGCAGUCACACAGGCGAGAGGCCAUUCCAAUGCACAUAUUGCGGGAAGCGUUUCUCCGUGUCGGGAAACCUGAACAUACACAUAAGGACCCACACUGGAGAGAAACCGUACCUGUGCUCCGACUGCGGUAAGGCUUUUGUUUCAGCCGGCGAGCUGCAGAUACACAGACGCACCCACACGGGCGAAAAGCCUUACAAAUGCACUGUUUGUGGGAGAGGAUUCACCAUGGCUAGCAAAUUGACACUUCAUAUGCGUGUGCACACUGGGGAACGGCCUUACAUCUGCACCGAAUGCGGGAAAGGAUUUUCACGUGGCAGCGAAUUGAAAAAACAUACCAUGAACCACACAGGCAUCCGACCCUUCGCUUGUCAGUUGUGUGCAAAGACUUACACGUGCCUCAAUCACCUUAAGAGACAUUUGAAAUCUCACAGUGUGGUCCAAACACAGUCGACCUGAUACUGUCCAUUUCCAUGUUGCCUUUUCCUCAAAUUAAUAUAUUAUUUAUGGGCCUAGCCUGUUCUGAUUGUGGUGUUGACCAUAUGCAGUGCCAUGAGUUUAGUACUCACUUUCUCUUUCCAGGACUAUGUUUGUGGAAGUUGUUGUUUUUUAUUAACUGACUGAUUGCUCUUCCUUUUUUGUUAGAUCAUAAGUGCAGUUAUUGGGCCUGACAUCUAAGUGUGUAAUAUUUCUCUGAUGUCUUAUGUUAAAAUGCUCACUGAGGAAAUGUUCUCUUGUGCCUAUAUUUCAGUUAACACUAAACAGUUAACACUACUUGUCAGUGUCAGUGUUGUUCAAUGUCAGU